Artibeus jamaicensis (Jamaican fruit-eating bat) is the source of this 2210-nucleotide messenger RNA. RefSeq names its product dolichyldiphosphatase 1 (gene DOLPP1). The record is from RefSeq and is a predicted model, not a curated record. Gene Ontology annotation, molecular function: dolichyldiphosphatase activity. Lineage: Eukaryota; Metazoa; Chordata; Mammalia; Chiroptera; Phyllostomidae. Bases 88 to 894 code for a protein of 268 amino acids. Gene Ontology annotation, biological process: lipid biosynthetic process; protein N-linked glycosylation. Gene Ontology annotation, cellular component: intracellular membrane-bounded organelle; endoplasmic reticulum membrane. The transcript has 9 exons.
CGCGGAGCCUCCCCGGCAAGAUAAGCCAGGACCACCGCCCCCCUGGCACCCCAUUGGCUGCUCAGCGAAGCCCGGUCUCCGGGUAAGAUGGCAGCGGACGGACAGUGCUCGCUCCCCGCUUCAUGGCGGCCGGUCACCCUUACCCACGUCGAAUAUCCUGCAGGUGAUCUCUCUGGCCACCUCCUUGCCUACCUGAGCCUCAGCCCCAUAUUUGUCAUUGUUGGUUUCGUGACCCUCAUCAUAUUCAAGCGGGAGCUGCACACGAUCUCAUUCCUCGGGGGCCUGACUCUGAACGAGGGGGUCAACUGGCUGAUCAAACAAGUCAUCCAGGAGCCUCGGCCCUGUGGAGGCCCCCACACGGCGGAGGGCACCAAGUACGGGAUGCCCUCCAGUCAUUCCCAGUUUAUGUGGUUUUUCUCCGUCUAUUCCUUUCUUUUCCUGUAUUUAAGAAUGCACCAGACGAACAACGCCAGGUUUCUGGACUUGCUGUGGAGGCACCUGCUUUCCCUGGGCCUCCUCACCGCAGCCCUGCUAGUCUCCUACAGCAGGGUCUACCUGCUAUAUCACACCUGGAGCCAGGUGUUCUAUGGGGGCAUCGCUGGAAGCCUCAUGGCCAUCGCUUGGUUCGCCUUCACCCAGGAGGUCCUCACCCCUCUGUUCCCCAGGAUAGCAUCCUGGCCCGUCUCCGAGUUCUUCCUAAUCCGAGACACAAGCCUCAUUCCCAACGUGCUCUGGUUUGAGUACACGGUGACCCGGGCUGAAGCCAGGCUCUCUAGAAGAUGGGGGAUUACCCCUGCUUCCCUGCGGUUCCCGGCCGGUCGUGAAUAUAGCCACGCCCCCAAACCAGGAACAGACAACGCAAGCUGGGGACGAAACUGCAGUGAUGGUGAGUGAGGCUGGGUCCAGCCUCCAGGUCUGGCCUGCACGAUGCCUUGCGGGAUGGACGGAACGACAGAGGGAUGAAGCAGAGACCUCUACAGACCCGUCACCAAGCAGAGCCUUUUCUUUUCUUAUUUUUAUUUUAAUGAACAAGGUGGCCCGAAGGGCUGAGUCAGCCCCUCAGCCAGGACCCUGGAGGGCCUGCUGCCGGGGGCCACGUGCGUGGCCAGAGGCCCUCGGUGUGCUGCUGCCAGCCCCCGGCCGGGCAGAAGGUGCCCUUGGUGUGGGCGCUGGGUGUGGGGUAGAGGAGAAGGGCUCACACCUGUGCUCUCGGGCCCGGGGAGUCCAGGUGACGUGAAAAAUACACACUAUUUUUGGUUUUGUUAAUGGCAGACAGGAUUUCGGAGACAGGGCCGGAAGAGCCUGCUUUGCUGUGGCUGCCCCAAGUACCAAGGGGCCCAGGCCCUUUGCCUCUUCCUGGGCCUGAAAGGUGGGGAGCGCGCCGUGCCCUCCCCGCCGCCAUUGCCAUUCCGGAGCCUCAUUCAGUGUUUCCUAGUCUGGGGGCCAGGGCCCAGAGAGAGCGGCCUCUGGCGGCUGCUGUCAUUGCGUCCUGCCUCGAACCGACCCUGCACCACAAGGGCUUUCUCUGGUCCCUUUCUGACAAAGGAGCCUGCACAUGUGGGUGAGCGAGCCCAGGCUGUUUACAGCUCUUUCUGGUCCUGCCGUCUGGGAGCAGUUAGCUUUCAUCUCCACAAGGACAAAAUGCAAAGGAACCGGGACCUGGGGGAGGGGGCGGGCAGUGGGUGCCUGCCAUCCAAGCCCUGCCCUUUCCCCCUCACUCUGAACAUUCCUUGUCUUUCCCGACCCCCUCUGCUGGGCUGGAGACUUGCCUGUUUGGGGUGGGGUGCAUAGACCCCGCUGUCCAGCCCGGGAUGGGCCCUCUUACAGGGACUUGGUCUCCGAGUCUCUCUGAAGUGGAGUUGUGGGGUGGACUUGCUUCCAGGUUCUUGGAAGUUUCCAGAACUGACCCAGGUUGCUCGGGGACCUAUGUUGGAAUCCCGCCCCUCCCUUUCUUUGUGGAGGUUCCUAACCUGCUGCUGAAGCACAAUGUUUGGGUGCUUUCUUUUUUCAUUUGUCAAAGACAGUGUCCAAAAGCCAUUCCAGGUGCCAGGACCAGGGGCCUGUUUCUGGGGAAGGCUGGUCAGUCCCCACAUUCCCUCCUCCUCUUUCCUUCUUAUUUUGUAUGUUUUGCCUGAGACAAGCCAAGUGUGAGACGGUUGAAGAAAAAUCAAAUUGUUUACUAUUGUUUUAAAAUAAAAUCUUGAACUCUG